AUCUAGUCCCGUGUAGAUCAGUUGAAAAAAUCAGUCAUCGGAGAUGGAGACAGCCUAUGGAUCACUAACACUCUUUACCUCCAUUCUUCACAAUGUGUUUUUACUCUAUCAUGUUGAUAUGUUCGUCUCUGUUUACAAGAUAGACAAAACAUCCUUCUGGCUUGGAGAAACAAUAUUCCUGCUGUGGAACUCAUGCAAUGAUCCUUUAUUUGGUUGGUUCAGUGACAAGAAAUUGUUAGUACAAAAUAAAGCUGGACAUGGCAGAGUUUCUGAUGUAGUAUGGAGCAGGUUAAACGCACUUCACAUUUAUGGGCCUUUGUUUGCUGUUGCUUUUCUUCUAUUCUGGACACACUGGGCCUGGCCUGGUCUUCAGUUUGCAGUUUGUUUAUGUUUGUACGACGGGUUCCUAACUAUGAUUGAUCUACAUCACUCAGCGCUGUUGGCUGAUUUGUCUUUGUCUGCUGAUGUUAGAACUAAACUUAAUUCUAGGUGUUCAGUAUUUAGCGCCAUAGGCUCAGUGUCAGUAUUCUUAUCUUACUUGGUGUGGAAUAAAUCAGACUUGACAGCUUUUAAAAUCUUUUGUUCUGGUCUUGCUAUCCUGUCACUUGUUGGUUACAUCACCAUGGUGAGAGUAUUAAAGGCAGCAUAUUUAAAGCAUAGCAAGCAAUUCAACUAUGAUUCUCAAAUGAGCAAGUCACUAGAUCCAGAUGAAUCUAAAAACAAUGCAUCUGUUGUCAAAUUUGGAAAGCAACUUCUUUCCCACAGAAACUUUCUUUGGUUUGCAUUUAUGAAUUUAGUACAAGUUUUUCACUGUCAUUUCAACUCCAACUUCUUCCCAUUGUUUUUGGACACACUUCUGGGGGAAUCAGUGAGCCCUACUAUGGCAUCUUUUUUGUUGAGUAUAUCAUUUAUUGCACCACAUAUCAACAACUUGUACUUCCUGAGCUUGUGUAAGAAAUAUGGUGUUUAUGCUGUUAUAAGGACUUUAUUCCUGAUCAAACUACUGCUGAGUCUUGUCAUGUAUGAGGCAGGUCCUCAUCAUGUUUGGCUGCUGUGUUUUUUUAUUGCCAGUAACCGUGUGUUUACAGAAGGUACUUGUAAACUGCUGAGUUUGGUAAUCAGUGAUUUGGUAGAUGAGGAUGUUGUUUUACACUCGCGGCCACAAGCUGUGUCUGCUUUAAUAUUUGGAACGGCUGCUCUUGUGUCAAAACCUGGCCAAACAUUAGCUCCUGUUAUAGGGACCUGGAUUUUAGCUCUACAGACAGGUCAUGAUAUAUUUCAAUCAGGAAAUGAAUCAGGUUCAAUAAAACUUGACCUGUCUAAAAUGGAUCAUAUGACAAAAUCAGUUCACAAACAAGGAGUUUUCCUUAUAUUGAUAUACGUCCCUGUGGCCUGUGCAUUGCUGCAGCUAUUUGCUUGGUCACGCUACACACUCAAGGGUCAACGAUUGUUGCAGGUUAAAGCCAUCAGAGAAGGCGUAUUGCAUAUACCAGUCUAGAAAACCUACAUGCAGUCUUAAACUUACAUUCUGUCUCAAAAAGAUGCAUGGAGUAACUU
Messenger RNA from Physella acuta, 1557 nucleotides. RefSeq names its product transmembrane protein 180. Lineage: Eukaryota; Metazoa; Mollusca; Gastropoda; Physidae. The record is from RefSeq and is a predicted model, not a curated record.